Molecule: messenger RNA, 3075 nt
Organism: Pogonomyrmex barbatus (red harvester ant)
Lineage: Eukaryota; Metazoa; Arthropoda; Insecta; Hymenoptera; Formicidae
Gene: DEF8
Product: differentially expressed in FDCP 8 homolog
Source: RefSeq, a predicted model, not a curated record
AGAGAGAGAAACUCAAUUGACGAUGCUACGAAUCUGACUGUGCCAGAAAAUAAUAAUAAUAUGCGCAGAAAAGUAUUGUUUAGAUCUUGUAUGCGUUUUAGCAUGUAUCUUUCGAACUUCCGCUCGCCUGUUAAUAAACUGAUGAUAGAUUACGUCAUUUUUAUUUUAAGCCAUGGCGCUAGAACUAUUUUUAUUAACGUCCAAACGUGAAAUGAGCGUUAAUAAAAAUCAUUGAUCGUUCAGUCGAUUUUCCAAGAUCUUAGCAUCGUUUGUAGCUUUGUGAUUCCUGCGUAAAGUACAGACAUAGUGAGUAGGAUGAUUAUCGCGUAGGCUGCAUAUCUCUCAAUAAGAAAUUGACGAUUCAUAAAAAUGUGAAUAUGAAGUGUUGUCUCUUGUAUAUGCCGGUAUUUCCCCAUAGAUUUUAGUAUAUCGGAUGUAGUGUAGCUGUAGCAGAUCUAUCUAACACAAGAAGGUGGAUCUUUCCUAAUGCGUGUAUGCUUUCUACAUCUAAGACUGAAACUAAUAUUGCGUGGUGCAUGCGCUAAAUACGAUCUUUUUUCUCCCAUUUAUGAAUUUCGAAUUUACGAUUAUAUUUCUAGAAGUCCUUUUUCUUUACUACUUGCUUGAAGGGAAGAAAGCGUGCCCGCGCAAUUCUGAGAGGAAUAAAGACGUAUCUGCGGCGGUGUUUAAUUAUUCAUCACUUGGAAAUUGAUAGAGCUUAAAAAUUAUUUAUAUUAUUUGUGUAAUUGGUGCAAAUAUUGGAAGCUGAUAUUUAUCAAUCACGAAUGUGCAUUGUAAAUUCGAUGUAAAAUCUCGUCGCGUUUCUUUUUGUAAGGAAAAUGUUUUUGUAGAAAAGACAAAAUGAAUUUGUUUAAAAUAAAAUCAAUUUGUCCAUAAAUUCUACUCGAAAGUCUCAUCAUACUUCGUCGAAUUCAUCAAUAUCAAUUGAUCCAAUUUUAUUUUUGUUCCAGGAACGAGCAGUUUUUGGACAAAAAUAUAUCUCCUCCUCUCUCACAUACCACACACGUGCUGUCAAGCGAUCUGUCAAACUGCGCGCACGAUCAGCUGAUUUCGGAACGCAUCUGCUGCGCGGAGAGAGAACUGAGAAAAAGCUGAGGAAAAACGUCUAUAACCUAAACUGUCCUGUAAAAAUGAAAGAGUAGCUUUUAUCCGCUACUGUCCAUCGCUAAUUCGAUCUAUCACUGAAUUCCAGACGCAUUUUGCAAUGAAUAGUGGCAAUUAGGAGUAGUCGUUUCCUUUUUUUCCUCUCGCAGUUUGCGCGGAAAGCGUUGACAAAGUCGAAGAUGGUAGAUAUAAAGAGCAACCCUCCCAUCGUAGGAGAAAAUGAUUCACAUUACGAGUCUAGAAUACGAGCGAACAGUUCUGGUACGGGAACAUCAACACCAUCAUCUUCGUCCGACUACAUGACAGGAGAAGCGGAUGACAGCUCUGACAGCAAGGGAACUAUACCGUUCAGUUUGAAAUCAGUGGAGAACAUGCUCUCAUUAUCUAAGGAUGCGUCUCAGGAGGAUCUUCAAGAAAUGGUACACAAAUGCAAGCUGAUGGUGUUGGAGAGUGCCGAGUGCUCGGAUGAGCGCAAAUGGCUAGUUCGACGGUUGAUUGAGUUGCGUUUGCGAGUGCAAGAACUGCGCGAGACCUCGGACGAGAAUCUUUUCGAGACACGUGUGAUUCUAGGUCAUCAUUUUGUACCACAGAAGUACUAUAUCACUACAUCUACUCCAGUUUACUGCGACCAUUGCAGUGGGGCAAUCUGGACGAUGCUACAGUCCUGGUACAUGUGUAGCGACUGUAAAUUUAGUUGCCAUUGGAAGUGUUUAAACAGUGUGUGCCGUGUAUGCGUGCAUGUAGUCGCCAGUGAAGCUGGUGGAUACACGCAUACGAAGGACAUUUGCCCGGAACAAGGCCUUUCAAAGCAAAGUUAUCGUUGCGCAGAAUGCAAAGUGCGAAUAACAUUCACUUUCUCGAAAGGAUUAUCACUAUCUUGCUUCGGCAGUUCCUUUAAAAAUGCAGAAUCAGCAUGGAUAGAGCCGCGACUUUGUGACUACAGUGGUCUAUAUUACUGUCAGAGAUGCCAUUGGAACACAGCUAUGGUUAUUCCCGCAAGAGUGGUCAGAAACUGGGACAUGGAGCCGCGUUUGGUAUCUCGCGCUGCAGCACAGCUUUUGAUGCUCUUGGAAGAUCGUUCCGUAUUACCUUUAGAAGAAUUAAAUCCGAAACUUUUUACUUUGGUUCCUGAUCUAUCGCUUGUAAAGCGGAUGCGAGAGGAAAUGCAGAUGAUGAAAAGAUAUCUAGUUUUAUGCAUGGAAGCUUGCACUCAAGGAUUACCGUGGAAGAUUGGAUUACGCACACAUAUGAUCGAAAAUUCAAGUAAUUAUUCUAUCAAGGACCUCAUCGAUCUUCAGAGUGGCAUUCUUUUGGACGAGCUUCGUGCUGCGUAUGACACGAUGCAUGCACAUAUUACGCAGCAUUGCGAGCUCUGCAAGGCAAGAGGACACCUAUGCGAAAUAUGCGGCAAUGAUGAGAUUAUUUAUCCAUGGGAUGCGAGCUCAGUUAUCUGUCAACAUUGUUCGGCAGUGCAUCAUCGCGUUUGUUGGGCUAAACGUAAUCAUUGUUGCCCACGGUGCGCACGUUUGCAGAAACGUCGUGCUUUACAAGGACAAACAGCGCAGGAAGGCGAAGAUUGUGAUACGGACGAUACCGCAAAGGAAUCCUAAACGAAAAUGCGAGCAUGUGCGGUAAAAUAUUAUUUGUACAGCUGUGUAACGAUUUAUAUCUUUGUACCUGUUAUUUUUUUAAGCGGAUCAAAUCGCUUGCAGGCUGUAAUUUUUAUAUUAUCAUACAUGUUAAGGGUUGUAUAGCGUUUCUCUAAUUGUGAAUGUAUAUGUAUCAAGUGAAGUUUUAUAACGCACGGUCUAAUCAGUGAGAUUAUACAGGUGAUAUCUAUUAAUCACAUUUUUUUAAUUAUUGUGCAAAUUUGGUACAUAAUGCGUAAAGUGCCACAAAUACAGGUGUAACACCAUACUCAUUCAUUAAACUCUACGAAGGAGCAAUUAA